Messenger RNA from Harpegnathos saltator (Jerdon's jumping ant), 949 nucleotides. RefSeq names its product sepiapterin reductase. The transcript has 3 exons. Bases 83 to 874 code for a protein of 263 amino acids. Gene Ontology annotation, molecular function: sepiapterin reductase (NADP+) activity. Gene Ontology annotation, biological process: tetrahydrobiopterin biosynthetic process. The record is from RefSeq and is a predicted model, not a curated record. Lineage: Eukaryota; Metazoa; Arthropoda; Insecta; Hymenoptera; Formicidae.
AGAUUGAAAGUUCUUCAGGGUGAUACCACAAAGAAGGAUAAUUUUCGAUCAAUUCAAUCCAUUUUUUGCAACAUAAAAUAUCAUGUCAGUUGAAGCAUUGUCUGGCAAAGUCUUCUUGCUUGUGACUGGCGCCAGUCGCGGCAUCGGUCGGCAAAUUGCAAUAACAUUUGGUUCUCUAUUGCAAGAAGGUUCGCAUAUUCUGUUAUUGGCAAGAAACUUAAAUGCUUUACAAGAAGUAGCCAGGAGUAUACCCUCUAAAGUUACAGUUGAUGCCGUUAGCAUAGAUCUAAGUAAGUCGACCAAAGUUACAUUGGAAGAAACUAUAUCAUGUUCUCUGAACAAAGCUACUCCAGAUUCAUUUGACCGAGUGGUUUUGAUACACAAUGUAGGCACAUUUGGUGAUGCCUCCAAAGUUGCAAACGAAUUGACGGACUUGAAUAUCUGGCGGGAAUAUUAUGAUCUAAACGUUUUCAUUCCCAUCGUUCUAAAUGCAGUAGUUAUGAAUAUGUUUAAUAGAUUAACAAAUAUUAAGAAAGUGGUUAUCAAUCUCACGUCUUUUUACGCUACUGAAGCAGGCUAUGGUUGUGCCUUUUAUAGCACAUCACAAGCAGCACGAGAGAUGUUUUUCAAGGUCUUCACUUUAGAAAAUCCUGACGUCGAUAUAUUAUCUUACUCAGCAGGGGUCGUUGAAACAGAUAUGCUUUAUGAGGUGUCUGAAAACUUAGUCGAUCUCAAUAGUAAAAAGCAAUAUAAAGAAUUGUUAGCAACGAAAACUGCAUUGACUCCGGAACAAACGGUUAAUCGUCUCGUGGAAAUCUUACGAAAGCAUAAAUAUAAAUCAGCCGAUCACGUGGAUUAUUAUGACAAAUUGUAAAAGGUUGAUACUUAAUUUUUCAACGAGUGACUUUCUUUGUUCUUUCUUUAAAUAUUCCCUGUAUCUUCAAAAUAU